AUGCCGUCAGCACACUCCCAGCUCAUCGCUGCUCUUGUUCUCCUUCCCACUCUCCUACCCGGUGUCUCUGCAGGCCAAGUCCCGAUCCACCACUCUUCUCAUAAAUCGCCCGAUAUUCCGCCCAUCGGCUUAGGGCUGUGGAACUCAAAAGAUGAAGAGGCAACGCACGCCGUGCAAUAUGCCUUUGACGCCGGAUACAAACAUCUAGACUCGGCGGCUGCUUACGGAAACGAGGACUUCGUCGGUCAAGCAUUGAAACCCUCUACGGCCCCGCCCCGAAACAAAUACUGGGUGACUUCGAAAUUGUGGAACACAGACCAUCGACCCAAACGAGUCGCUCCGGCUCUGAAGAAGACGCUCUCCGAUCUGUCCAUCCCCUACCUUGACCUGUAUCUGAUGCAUUGGCCGGUGGCGUUCCUGCCGGACACGGAGCCAGGCCGGACCAUCAUCGACCAAGAUAUAGACAUUCUAGCAACGUGGCGGGCGAUGGAGGACCUUGUCCGCGCCAACCUGACCCGUUAUAUUGGCGUCUCUAACUUCAGUCCACGCCAGCUCGACAUCAUCCUCAAGGACGCCGAUAUCCGACCCUUUGCCCACGAGUUCGAGACCCACCCGUACCUUCAGCAGCAGGACUUCGUUGACUGGCACGCCGAGCAAGGCAUCAAGGUCAUCGCCUACAGCCCUCUGGCCAAUACGAACCCCACCUACAAGGAUAAAUAUCCCAAGUUGGGUUCUAUCUUGGAGGACCCCUUCUGGAAGGACGUGGCGAGUCGAAAAAACGUCACUGUCGCCCAGGCAAUUCUCGGCUGGGGGCUCCAGAGAGGCACCAUUGUGAUCCCCAAGAGUGUCCACGAGAAAUACAUAUUCGAAAAUCUAGGAGGCGUCAAUGUUACUUUCGCACAGGAUGAGUUAGAGGAAAUCGCCACGCAGGACAAAAGGUCGCGGUUCAAUAACCCGAGCAAGGGCUGGGGGGUAGAACUGUUUGAGGGCCUAGAUGACGGAUCGAAUCGGUUUUUCGUUGACGAACUGUAG
This is a messenger RNA of Capronia epimyces CBS 606.96, 1032 nucleotides long. RefSeq lists its product as uncharacterized. The coding region runs from base 1 to 1032 and encodes 343 amino acids. The record is from RefSeq and is a predicted model, not a curated record. Gene Ontology annotation, cellular component: cytosol. Gene Ontology annotation, molecular function: aldose reductase (NADPH) activity. NCBI's taxonomy places the organism in Eukaryota, Fungi, Ascomycota, Eurotiomycetes, Chaetothyriales, Herpotrichiellaceae. The transcript has 3 exons.